This is a messenger RNA of Entrophospora sp. SA101, 150 nucleotides long. Lineage: Eukaryota; Fungi; Glomeromycota; Glomeromycetes; Entrophosporales; Entrophosporaceae. The record is from the annotation of a GenBank genome assembly.
AUGUCUUCAAGUGAAUGGGGGAAAAACUUUGAAAAUAUUAAGGCGUCAUCUUUGUCUGAUAAUUGUGUUUUUGUUGCUAAACAAUUUUUCAAAUUUAAUAAUAUCAAGACCAAUUCAAAUGAGAACAACGAUGUAUAUUGUUCCAGGUAG